AUGUCCGAGAUAGAGUAUGAGCCACUCAGUCUGGAUGUGGACAGAUUGGGGCGCGAGACGAUCGACGCGCACAUAGAGCAGGUCAGACGGCUGGUGGACGAACAUCUGAGCGAGCCGUACUCGAUCUACGUGUACAGGUUUUUCCUCAACAACUGGCCCAAUUUGACGGUCAUGGCCAAGCACAAGGGCAGGGUCAUUGGAUGUAUCAUAUCAAAAGUGGAGCCGCACAAACACGCCAGGAUACGUGGGUAUAUUGGGAUGUUGGCUGUGGACAACGAGUAUCGUGGCCGCGGAAUCGCCAAGGAGCUGAUCUCGCAGAGCGUGGACUCGAUGAUCGAAACCUAUCAUUGCGACGAGAUCAUUUUGGAGACGGAGGUGGUGAACAAAGCUGCGCUGCGGCUGUACGAGAACUUUGGGUUUCUACGCGUGAAACGGCUGUUCCGGUACUAUCUAAACAAGCACGACGCGUUCCGGUUAAUACUGCCUGUGACAGAGAAGAGCAGCGUGCGAUCGACGUUUCUGCCACCGCUGGAGAACGCGCCAGAGUCCAAAUACUAA
This is a messenger RNA of Ogataea parapolymorpha DL-1, 558 nucleotides long. Its product is annotated as peptide alpha-N-acetyltransferase. Gene Ontology annotation, molecular function: protein-N-terminal amino-acid acetyltransferase activity. Gene Ontology annotation, cellular component: NatC complex. NCBI's taxonomy places the organism in Eukaryota, Fungi, Ascomycota, Pichiomycetes, Pichiales, Pichiaceae. The record is from RefSeq and is a predicted model, not a curated record. Gene Ontology annotation, biological process: N-terminal peptidyl-methionine acetylation. Bases 1 to 558 code for a protein of 185 amino acids. The transcript has a single exon.